UCCUCCCGACAAUUUUUAGAACUAUUUCGUCAAAAUAGAAAUGAACUUGAAAAGAUGUCUAGUAAAAUAGCGAAAGGAAACGAUAUUCUUAUAAUAUUACGUGGCUUAGACAUCGUUGCUAAAGCAUUUUCACUUCACCAAAGGAAUAUAUUAUAUCAAAAAUGGCGAAAUUCCAGUUUGAAUCCCGUUAUAAAGGAGACGAUACCGAGAAAGGUGGAGGAUGCGCUCAGUGGCGUUAUAUCGGGGGACUUAGGAGAAAAGGGUAGAAAAGUAGCUUCAGAAAUUGUUGGAAGGACUGCAGUUGUUGUGGAAGGAGCAAAGGAGUAUUCGAAAUUCGUUUUUCAACCAUCAGAGAAGGAGUUUGACGUCAGCCAUGAGUUGCUAGAAUCAAAAGAUAGAGAUGUAAUAGAGGAUAAUGAAAACUCACAAAAGAAGUUAAAUGCUGCCUCGAUGGAUGUGAAGAUCAAAAAUGGAAAUUCAACAGUGCCAAAUAUGGAGAAAAAUAUAAAAUAUCCUCCCAAAAUUAAACACGCAAAGAAUAUGGAAAGUCUUCACCUCAAACUUAAAACGCCAAAGAACCAAAUGAGCAAACUGUCUAAAGAAAGCAAAGUACCAGCAACGAGAAUUGGUAGAUUGUUGUCUUAUGGCGGUUUGGCAGCUGGUCUGGGCGUCGGCGCUCUUGCCGAAGUGACGAGGCGAUCUUUAGGUAUUGCACAGAGUAAACAGUCGGAUGGCGAUUCUCUAUUCGAGAAAAAUCCUUUUCUGACUGAGGCGAAUGCGAACAGGAUCGUAGAUACCCUGUGCCGAGUAAGAGGUGCCGCAUUAAAAAUCGGACAGAUGCUAAGCAUUCAGGAUAAUUAUAUGAUUAAUCCUCAAUUGCAAGUUGUGUUUGAAAGAGUGAGACAGUCUGCAGAUUUCAUGCCGUUUUGGCAAGUUGAAAGGGUGUUGAGUCAAGAAUUUGGUGUGGAUUGGAGACAGAAGUUUAAAACUUUUGAAACAAAACCUUUUGCCGCCGCUUCAAUCGGACAGGUUCAUCUUGCCACCUUACAUGAUGGGACUGAAGUUGCAAUGAAAAUUCAAUAUCCAGGCGUGGCCAAAAGUAUCGAGAGUGAUAUAAAAAACUUACUAGGCAUACUGAAUGUGUGGAAUAUUCUUCCGAGAGGUUUGUUUAUCGAAAAUUUAAGCACAGUAGCUCGUCGUGAAUUGGCUUGGGAAGUGGAUUAUGUGAGAGAAGCUGAAUGUGCUAGACACUUUAAAAAAUUAAUUACUCCAUAUCCGGAGUUCCAUGUUCCGGACAUAGUCGACGAAUUUUGCACUAAACAAAUACUUACCUCUCAUUACAUCAAAGGUAUCCCGGUGGAUCAGUUAAUAGACGUCGAACAACAGUUAAGGAAUGAAAUAUGUCAGCGACUGGUAUUCUUAAGCUUAAUAGAGUUGUUUUGGUUUAGAUUCAUGCAAACGGAUCCAAAUUGGUCUAACUUCUUUUACCUACCAGAAACAAAUCAGAUAGGGUUGUUAGAUUUCGGUGCCUGCCGCAACUACGAUAAAGAAUUUGUAGAUAAAUAUAUGCUAGUUAUUAAAGCAGCAGCUGAUCAAAAUAAAUCGAGCGUGAUAAAAUAUUCGAGAGAUAUCGGUUUCUUAUCAGGAUACGAAUCAAAAGAGAUGGAGAAUGCCCAUUUGGAUGCCGUUAUGACUCUUGGAGAAGCAUUUGCAUACGACGGAGAUUUUAAUUUCGGGUGUCAAAGUACUACCAAACACAUACAUGGAUUAGUGCCUAUUAUGAUAAAACAGCGAUUAGUUCCUCCGCCGGAAGAAACAUAUUCUCUGCAUCGUAAACUGUCCGGUGUUUUCUUGCUUUGUACCAAACUGAAAGCAAAUAUUAAUUGUAAAAAAUUAUUUGAUGAAGUUUAUAGUAGUUACAGGUUUGAGAAAUAAUGAUUGAUCUCAAUUGAAAAUGUAUAUUUUUGAUUUAUUUUAGUCAGAUUGUUAUUUUUAAUAAGAGUUGUUACAAAAUAUCAUUGUAUAGACAAAUAAAGUUUU
Molecule: messenger RNA, 2040 nt
Organism: Centruroides sculpturatus (bark scorpion)
Lineage: Eukaryota; Metazoa; Arthropoda; Arachnida; Scorpiones; Buthidae
Gene: Coq8
Product: atypical kinase COQ8B, mitochondrial-like
Exons: 1
Coding region: 55-1935 (626 amino acids)
Biological process (GO): ubiquinone biosynthetic process
Cellular component (GO): extrinsic component of mitochondrial inner membrane
Molecular function (GO): kinase activity
Source: RefSeq, a predicted model, not a curated record